AUUUUGGGAUAUUUUUGUCUGCACUAGUAAAUUUGGAGUGCUUGAGAUGUCGUUUCUCUGUAGGUGUAGGUCUUUGUAAUCUUUGUAAUAGAACCCAAGACAUUUAUGUGAUCUAUGUGACCUGCGGUUUAUUAGUAGACGAAUUCGAACAAGUUUAAAUCCAUUCUCUAAGACCUCUAAGACACACUGCUUGAGUGAAAUGGGCGAAGAAGUGCCACUCUAAUUUUGAUUACCGUUGCUGUCAUAUAAAAUUUUGCUUCAUAGUUGCUGUUGUGAUGGAAUGAGAACAGGAGUUAGCCAGUAGCUAGAUUAACCCUAGCUGUUACUGGCUUAAAAUUCACCAUGUCAGGAACAGAAGCAGGUGCAUCAUUGGAUCAACAUUUAUUCCAGCUGACAUGCCUUAUUUCAGCCAGGGACAUUAAACUUUCAGCUCACAGCGAAGUUGGAAACAGACAGUUACUUGCACUAGUCAUGGGUUCUGGUAAUAUAGCCUUCUACUAUUUAUCAGGGGAGGCAGAUGAGCUUCCUGUGAUGAGACAGAUACCAUGGUUUAUGGACAGCAACAAGAGAAUAACAGCAUUGUGUUUUGAUCCUUCAGGUUCUUGGCUUCUAGUUGCUGGUUAUGAUGGCUCAAUUUUCAUCAUUCCAGCACUCUCCCUGGUUGAUCCGAAUGCUGUGUUAGAUCAUCGAUGGUCAUCUACUGAUUUAACAUCAUUUCCUUCUCCAUUAUUACAUGCUAAUCCUUCAAAUUCUGGUAUCACAAAUCUGCAACGUUCCUACCCCACAUCAAUAGUAUGGUGGCAGAGCCUGUUGGAGUGUCAUCAUAUGGCCAUCAUGGGAACAGACUGUGGGGAUAUUAUUUUUAUUAGUUUAACCACAGGACUUCAAGUUGGUAUUACUUUUAUCCAAGCUACUAUAGCAAUGUUGCAUAUCUGCCAGGACGACAGCCUUGAUUCUGUUUUCCUCUUGAUCACAAGUGACAGCAGGUCACAGUGGAAACUACUGUUGGAACAGCGAGAAACAGGUUAUGGCUGGCCAAUUGAUAGUUCAGGUUCUGCAGUUAAAGUUGUCACAUCAAACAGUGAACCCAGCUCCAGCAGUCAUGCCAAUCUGGGUUUGGAAUUUGGGAACAGAAGUGGUUCAUACUUACCUACAACAAGAUCCAGAUUGCAGGGUUUGAAGCAGCUUUCAUUUGAGAAGUUGAUAAGUUUGCGACAGAGGCUGGCAGAGACAAGGUCAAAAGGAGCUUCAGCAAUGGCAGUAAAUGUCCAUUUUCGAAGAGUGUUUUGGUUCCUUUGGCCACUAGAAAGCAGUGGAAGCAGUAUUGAUGAUACAGGAUGUUCUUCAUACUCGGCCUCUGAAUCUACUGCUGCAGAAGGCUCUGAUAUGCCUCCUGUACACCAUGUUACCACUGGACCACAGCCUGAGAGAUUAAGUUCAGAAGUUGGUGACACAUUUCUGUGCCCUCAGUAUGCAAGAGGUCGGCAUCUGCUUUCUGGGUAUCAUGCUCCUACUAAUAUCCUUUCGAUUCAUGGGAUGAGUUUGGAUGUAGUACCCCUGUUUGUUCACAAGUUGGCACAGCAGUGCAGAGAUGUUCUAGUUACAGACAGAUUUUUGUAUGUGACUGACAUAAAUGGAAAGAACUUGUCAGUUGUAUCAUGCCAGUUGUCUGAAAGUCGGAUUGGUGGGGAAUCUGACUGCAACCCAGACUCUGUUAUUGAAACGUUUGAAAUGAAACAUCCAGAUGAAAAGAUUCUCGCUCUCUACAAACGAGGUUACUCAGAUGAUCAUCAUAGGAAGCCGUCAGCAGGAGUUUCCAGCAAAGAGUCAUUAAUAGCUGAAAAUGAAGAUUUUAGUCCACAAGUGUCAUCUGAUAAAAAGAUCCGAAGUAGCAGUAGAGAAAAGGAGAAAAAGUCAUCUCAAGUACCAUUCUGCCUGCCAAAGAGUUUAAAGGAAUUAAAACUGGAUAUGCCUUCCGUUGAUACCUGUGUCAUUGUAACUACAAGUGGUGUUUAUGAAGUUGCUCUCAGGCUUCCUCCAGCAGAGGUAUUCAUGGAUCUUGUCCUGACCUAUCAGGCAAUAGAGAGGGCUGAAAGACUUGCAGUGGUGUUUGGAUUAAAUUUUCAACAACUUCUGGAGUUUGCUGGUGAUCUCAAACUCAGUGCAAAGGAAUUUCCUCAAGCUAUUUCUCUGUACAAGGUUUCCAAGUGCCGACAUCUGAAGAGCGUUUUGAAAUUUGCUGCUGCUGGUCAUGCAUCAGAAUUGCUAAGCUACAUUAAAUUGCUGUUUUCAACUUCUGGCCUGGAUCUUACAACAUCAGAAAGAAUUCAUUUAUCAAAUCUGGCAGUCAUGAGUCACACUGAGCAAGUGUUGAGAGCAACUGCAGGAAGAGUUGUGCUUUUGAAACAUUUUUUGAAAUUUCUGCGUGAAAACUUGUACUAUGAUGAAGUGUUAGCUGUUAAUGUUGCUGGACAAACAGGCUUGUGGGAAAUAUUACAGUUCCUGGCCAGCUUCCGUGGCCUUCAUCCUGAAGUUCUAGAUAUCCUUACCAAAAUUGUUAGAUCUCUUGGUGAAGGCCUUGUGAAGGUAACUGAGAGCACGGUUGCAGCUUCUGAGCAUUUGCCUGCCUUGGACUCUGGCCUGUGGUUAUGUGUGAGUGACCCAUCACUACUUCAGUCACUGUUAUCUAAACCCCAGCAAGCUAGAAUACAUCUGCAGUUUAUUCGUACCUGCCUGCCUCAUUUGGAACAGUUUGCAUUGCAGAGAUUGGCUGCUCUAUAUGACCCUUCAUCACCACAAUUACGACCUAGUCUGACAAGAAUGUUCAAGAUGGGUCACAGGCAAAAACACUCCAGUGAAUCAUACAGUUCAUGUUCGGCACAGAUGGAUCCCUUAGACCCUCUGGACUUAAUGGAUGAAAUAUUUGUUCCUGGCGAAGAUAUUGUCCAGACAUUCCUUCUUGUUCUACUGUACUUAGCAAAGAAGCGCCAGGUAUCGUCAUUUGUAUAUAUCCCAGAGCUGAUGGAGAAAAUCCAGCUUGCUAAGGAUGAGGAUGAGGAUUCUGAAGACCUAUGCCCAUCUCUCCCAAUACAUGCUAGCACUCUGAGUGCAGGUUUUUCUCAUGUGGCACUUGUUCGCAAUGGAGCUAUCUACACAUGGGGGAAUGCUGUGCAGGGCUGCCUGGGUACUGGACCGACCAUGUCUAGAUACAGCUGUCCCCAACAGGUCAGCAUAUUACCAACCUUGAAGCUUGAGGUAAUCAGUGUUGCUUGUGGCCGCCAGCAUACUCUUUCUCUUACAAACAAUGGGGUAUAUGCAUGGGGGUCAUCUCAAUAUGGUCAGCUUGGCAUUGGAAAGACAGGCCAGUGCCCAUAUCCUCGGAUGGUGGAACAUCUUUCAAGGGAAAGAAUAAUAGCUGUAUCAGCUGGACAGUACCAUUCUAUAGCAUUGGCAGAUGAUGGCAGGGUGUUUACAUGGGGGUGGGGUGUACAUGGACAACUGGGUCAUCAUUCAGUGGAAGACUACUAUACACCAACCCUUGUAGAGGGACUAAUAGGCAAGGUGGUGACUCAGAUAUGUGGAGGGCAUGGCCACACUGUUGCUCUUACUGCUGAAGGCAAGGUAUAUACAUUUGGUUCAUCUGUAUUUGGUCAACUUGGAAAUGGGAGCAACAUGAAGAGCUCUGUACCUGUUCAUGUGACUGCACUAACAGAAAGGAUCACUAUUAUUGCCACUAACUAUUUUCACAAUUUAGCUGUAAGUAGCACAAAUAAAGUGUAUAUAUGGGGGUCAUCUCCGCAAGUCCUGCGACUUCAAGCACAAGCCCAGAAGAGAUCAAGGCAUCUUCAGCAGCAGCUGUUAUCCAGUGUUACCCCAUUGUCUCCUUCGAAGCCAGUAACUGCACAAGUACAUUCUGCGUUGAACAAGAAUUCAGAAAUUUCAGAUCCACUGUUAGAAUCUCCCAUUUCAGGCACUGCAGCUAAACCUGAUCAUGAUGCUAUCAAAAUACAUAAGGAUCAUCAAGAAUCCAAUUCAACACAUCACAGCCCUAUUGACACAGAAUAUUCAGAUCUGAACCUUAAGCCAGUUUUGAUUUGUGAUUCUCAGUUGCCUUCAGUGGACAUAUCUCAUUCUUCAAGUUCAGAUCUCUUCAAGAGCCAAGACCUUUCAGUUGAAGCCAGUGUGAAUAAGAAAGACAGUGUACCUAGUCAUUCUGAACUGCCAUCAUCUGUACUAAAUACAGGCUCAAAUAGUACCUCUUUCAUACCUAAAUCUCUCCUGAAGUCAGUAAAGUGCCAUAAGUUUUCAACAGAGAACAGUAGUGAUACAUCAGAAGUAAGUAAUGGAAGACCUGUAAAUAAUCAGAAACAGUUUAGACAGAGUGGUCACAAAUUGCCAUUACCAAAAGGCGGAAGGAUGUGUGAUGUGCAAGUGAUACAAAAUUCAGAUUCUGAUGAGUGUAUGCAGAAAUCACAGUCAAGUUUUCUUGGUUCAGAUGAAAAGCAAGAAGACUCUCAUUCAUCAAGUGAGCUUAAUGGAACCUCGUGGAAUAAGAACAAUUUGCAUCCAUCUCCUUUUCUAAGUCAAGAUGUCUCUAGAAGCAAUGCACAGCCCUCUUCAAGCUCAUUAUUUUCGGACUUUGAGAAUGCUAAUGUGGACACUUCAUCAAGGGAUUUGCAACUACCGGGUAGCUCAUUUGCAUCGAGACAAAUGGAUCAGAAUUUGGACCUGAAGGUGAAGCCAACAUAUCCACCACUUACAACGACCACAGCUGAAGGGUACUCAAUUCCAACUCUAAUUGUUAGUCCUACUAUGGAGUUCAAAGGUUUAACAGCUGGGCCAUCUCCUCCUGAUAGCAAUUUUGCUUCUCCUGAUACAAAGUCAGACAACCAGUCUGCUCGAUCAGAGCCUAUUGACAAUGGGCAGUCACAUCUUACACCUCAACUUGUCGACACAUCACUUGUAGUGGGCCGCAUUAUUCAGGUGUCUUGUGGUUGCCAUCAUUCAGCUCUUCUGACAAGGGACGGUGUUCUUUAUAUGUGGGGACGGAAUCUUGAUGGUCAGUUGGGCAGUGGGACAAGGAAAGAAAUCCCGAUACCAACACCAUUAACAUCUCCAGCUCCUUCUGCUACUUCAAGUACUAGGAAUUCAUCAUCAUCUUCACAGUCUUCUGCAAUACCCAAAUCAACUUCUUCUGGAGUUAUUAAUGGAGGAGAGAAACUAAGGCUACGCCAAGUUUCUUGUGGGUGUGAAUAUACAGUUGCACAAGAGAGUACAUCUGCAGGAAAAAUUUGGGCAUGGGGCAGCAAUUCUCAAGCUCAGCUUGGUCGAGUGCCUGUUGAAGAAUCCAAAGGUCUGGAAGGGAAACUUGUGAUGCUGAAGACAACGAAACGUGUUAUCAAGCUUCCUCAUGGAAGUCAGAAUUCAAGUGAUAUUCCCAAAGCUGUGCCUGGCCUCCCAAAUUCCACCAUUUCCUUCAAAUAUGACAGUUUCUCAGGAUUUGGUGGAUGCUGUGGUUAUUCAAAAGGGGCUUAUACAGAGCUUUGUCCACCUUUGUGUAGCAUAGAAGAACCUUGCUAUGGUUUACGCACAUUGCAUUAUGCUUUUCAACAUUUCCAUGGCUAUUAUGAUUCUGUGUACCUUCUGAAUAAGUGCCUUAUACUGGAAAACUACCAAGGAGCUGCAAAGUUGGCAGCACUGGAUAGGCAUUAUCACCUUGCUUUGGCUUAUCAGUUGAAAGCGCUGGCAUUGGCGACUCAAGAAUUUGGCUUCAAUGCAGAAAAACAUCCUGAAAAUCAUUGUUCAGACCUUAGCAAAGAAACUUGUGAAAAGAACUCAAAUUCAGACAGAACUUUUACAAAAAGUUCAAAUGAGACAGCCAGCAAUGGAGUAUCUUUGGACUGUUCAAAUGAAGACAAAAUGAACAGUACAGAUUUCUCAGAUAAUUCCAAUGUGAUUAAUGCAGCCAAAGAUAGAAAUUCGAAUCCCAUAAUAAUAAAUUACAAAGAACAAUUUAAAGCUCAUGUUACAAAUGUGAAUUCCAGUUGUGUAUCAGUUCAGCACCUAGGGAGCAACAGUUACUAUGGGAAUGGUUCAGCUAACAGCAAAACUAAUGUCACUGAAAAUGCUGUAAGUAAUAGUAACUUGGUAAAUGAAGUUGUCAGUACUGAAGUUACUGCUGAUAUCAGCAGCUGCACUGAAAAUAGAGCUGAGUGUGUUGAAGGUAUGGGUGAUAUUACUGCCAACCAAAUGAGAAGGGGCUCUUUAGUCUCAGACACAGCUGAUGCUGAAGAAAAUAUAUUAAACUGUGAAGAUCAGUCAGAUAUGAUCAAUGUCCCUCAAAAUAGUAACUAUAAAAACAAGAUAAUCACAAAAUCCAAAACUGGAAAAGGGUCAGAAUCCAUGACUGAAGUUGAAAACAGGAAUCAGAGAAAUUCCAGGAUUGAUUUGUUGCGCAAUUCAGAGAAUGAAUCUGAAAGAAAUCAGUUUGUGAGAGAUGAUAAUUCUCCUCCUUGUGACAGGAUUUGUAUCAAGCAUAAUGAAGAUUUAAAACCAAAUCCAGAAUUGCCCUUGGUGCAGUGUAGCACAGAUACAAUGAAAACUGAAUCUGAAAAAGAAGAGAGAUUGAAACCUGAAGAUUCAAAGCAGCAGACAAACUUGUUGGCAAAACCAUUGGAUCACUUAAGUAGAAAAACUCAUGUAAGUCCAAUAGAAGAAGAAGUUGAAACAAGUAGUUCUGUCUCUACCCCUGAAAGUUUAAUUGCAACAAAUGUUAAUGACAGUGAGAUUCAUGCAUUUGCUGUCCAGGGAGGAACAGAGCAGAUGUCAGAGGGACAUCACUUAACAAGUCCUGAUUCCAUUACAUCUCCACUAGUAAGUGAAGAGCAGGGUCUUCUGAGCCCUGAACCCUUUGUUCCCCAUGUAAAUGAACAAAGUUCCCAGAAUGCAAGUGUGAACUUGAUUCCGAUAAAUGAAAAUGGAAAUAUUCAAAAUCAAGUUAUUUCUUCUGAAGUUGGCGAAGAAAAUUCUAACAAAUGUGAAACAGAAUUAAUUGGCAGUUUAACUUCAUUAUUAAACAGUUACACAAGCUCAACUGGAAAUUCUGAAUCAUUUAUAGAAAUUAAGCAGGAAACUGCGCUCCGGGACUCGGAUGUUAAUUCAGGAUUUCAUAAUGGUGCAGUUGGACUCCAGAGCAAUUCUGAUACACUUACUCUUACAGUAGAGAGUAAUGUUGUAUCUAUAGUAAAUGAAUCUGGGGAGAAGGGAGGUGUAAGUAAUGAAGAGAGGGAGGUGGAAAAGCAGGCUAACAGAGUGUGUAAUCAAGAAGACACACCAGAAAAUGAAUUGAUUGUGACUUCAGAUUCGUUACAUGGAACGGUCUGCAAAGCAUACGCUCUGAACAAAACAUUUCCAUGUAAUGAUCUACAUAUAAUUGUUGAUAAUAAAGGUGUUUUUGACGCUGCUGAUGGCGGGCAGGUCACAAAGUCAGAUUGUAGUAAAUUUCAGCAAAUAUUGGAUCUUUCCAUAGAAUUGCCAUGCCCUAAGGAUUCAGAUAGUUUGCAUGCAAGUUACUCUGUUGCUGAAGAAAAAUUGACACCUUUUAGUAAAACGGUGUCAUUUUCAAGCACCGAAAAUAAUGUGGCUAAAACACCAAGUACAGUCACUGAAACUGAUGAUGAGCCAAAAAUAAGAUCUUUAGAGAUAAAUGUUAUUAGUACAAAACAGUUAUCUUCUGAUAAAACAGACUUGGAAAACUAUGAGAAUGAACUUAAAGUUUGUUCUAGUGACAGAGACUUUCACAUACCAGAGAAUGCCCUUGAUGAUGGAGUUUCCGUGAAAUCAACAGAUGACACUUUUAAUAGUUCAUUCUCUGAGAAUUUGAAACCUGAACAAACUGACUUGGUAUCUCGAAGUACAGCAAGUGAUACUGCACCGUCCAAAAUGAUGUAUGGAAACAGCAUACAGCAAGCAGAUGCAACUGAUGAGGGUAACACCUCAAACCAGUCAGCUGAGACUAACACAUGCAAGGACAUGGUGGGUCGAGCUGCGGCAGUCGUUGAGUAUUAUGUCUCUGUGAUGGAAGAAGAUAGUCAUGCUAUGAUGAGCAGACUGCUGCAGCAGGGUAUUGAAUUUUGGUUGAGUCACUCCUUGCCAGUUGAUCACCUUGAGAAUCUUCUGUUAAAACACAUGUCUAAGUUCUUCUACCCUCUGGGACUGCUGCUUUUCUGUAAGGAUGGUAGUGCUGGAGAAGAAGCAGUUGAAACCCAACAACAGGCUGUAUCUAUGUUGAACCAUCUCUCUACUCGGUUUUGUCUUCAGCUCUGCUCCAGCCUUCUGAAUCACAUUGACCAACGAAAAGCCUAUCCAGAAUACAUCGAACUUUUAGCACAAGUUACAUCAUUGCAAACAGCACCAGGACUGAAUGGCUGUUGUGUCACAGCUCAGGGCUUGUCACAAUCACCUGAACAACUUAUGGAAGCUAUAUUGGAGGGCCUUGGUGGAACCAAAGGGCUUGGAGGAUCCUCAGGGCAGACUUACAUCAAUCUCCAAGAAGAGGUAUCUGAAACAUGCAAGGACUCCUCAUCUGAAACAACGAAACUGGAACAACUUCUAGCAUUCUCUUGUGGUCAUCAUUAUGGGCAGUCAGUAUUUCACCAGUCAGUUCUUCCAGAGUUGGAACUUGGCCUAUUGCAGCUACACCAUCCCCUUCCUAACACUGCAAGAGUUCUGAAAGGUUUAUUUGUUUCCAACGCUCCAAAUCUUCAUCUUGCAUGUCCACGAUGUGUGCUGAGUUACUUGCAGUCACAGACAACACCACCCUUGUAAGGUAUUAUAAGUCAAUAUCUUGAAGUGAAAUGUAUCAUUAAUCUUCUUUCCAGCUAAUUGCUAGGAGUCUUGUACUCAUUGUGACAGUAAUACAGUAUCUUGAGCCGAUUUUUUAAUGAUACCAGUUAAAUGUGAUUAUUAAUUAUGUGUCCAUAAAACUAAACUUAGUCAGAUUCAGGAAUUCUUAUGACUGCUUAAAAAUGAUGAGAGAAUUUUGAAAAGUUAUGUUCAGCUGAAGUGCAGCUAGCAAAACUGUGUGGAACAUAUUAGAAAUCAUUAUGUCUUGUGCUAAGCUGAAGAUGUUUUUUCUGAUUCUUGCCAUAUUUAUAUGUGAACUGGUUAUAUAUCUUUGUAGCAUCUGAUAUACUGCGAUACACACAUUCUUAAAUGUUUUUUCUAAAGUUCUUAUUAAUUAUCAUGUUGAAUUCAGAAUCCUGGAUACUUAUGUAUUUUGUUCUUUAUUUGUCUUCACCCUCUUAUAUGUUAUUCAGACAUGAAGCAAAUGUUGACCCAAGGAGAAUUACUGAGGAACAGAAAAGUGUGCAGUUUGGGUACAUUCAUUCAUCUGUAAUCUGUCAAGACGACAGGUCCACAGUCUCUUCCAAAACAGUUCCUCCACUUGAUGCA
Cryptotermes secundus is the source of this 9453-nucleotide messenger RNA. RefSeq lists its product as uncharacterized. Gene Ontology annotation, molecular function: protein binding. The transcript is spliced from 31 exons. Bases 343 to 8826 code for a protein of 2827 amino acids. Lineage: Eukaryota; Metazoa; Arthropoda; Insecta; Blattodea; Kalotermitidae. The record is from RefSeq and is a predicted model, not a curated record.